Molecule: messenger RNA, 4280 nt
Organism: Ceratitis capitata (Mediterranean fruit fly)
Lineage: Eukaryota; Metazoa; Arthropoda; Insecta; Diptera; Tephritidae
Product: probable multidrug resistance-associated protein lethal(2)03659
Biological process (GO): transmembrane transport
Cellular component (GO): membrane
Molecular function (GO): ABC-type transporter activity; ATP hydrolysis activity; ATP binding
Source: RefSeq, a predicted model, not a curated record
GGCUGUGACGUUGGACGCACUUGUUCAGGGAGUGUCUUCGCCGACCAAAUGUAUUUUACAAAUACUGAGAUUCCUGUUGUGAAUUUAUAUUGAGUUAAGAAAAAAAAGUGUUAUUAUACAUGAGUAGGCUGAAAACAAUAAAAUAAAUUAGAGAAAGAAGUUUUUGAGACUUGAAGAUGCAGACAAUUAGAGACAACGAGUUGCCGGAAAAUCCACGUGUUCGUGCUAAUCCAUUAUCUGCUCUAUUAUUAUGCUUUACUAUACCGAUAUUUUUCAAAGGACGCAAAAAAACGUUAGACGAAAGAGAUUUAUACAGAGCACUAAAUGAGCAUAAAUCAGAAACCCUCGGUAUUAAAUUAAACAAAGCCUGGAACGAGGAAAUCAAAAAGAAGUGGCUCAAAAAUAAGGCACCGAAUUUACUGUCGGCAGUCAUACGAGUUUUUGGGUUGCCAUUUAUAUCUUUAGGCCUUUUACUGUUCGUGCUGGAAAUGGGACUUCGCGUCACUCAGCCAUUAUUUCUUGGACGUUUAAUCGACUACUAUGCCAACCAAUCGAACAAAGAUGACGAGUACACUGUAUAUAUCUACGCCAUGGGUGUUGUACUUAGUAACGCUAUGAAUGUGCUGUUAAGGCAUCCAUACAUGCUGGGCAUUCAACAUAUUGGCAUGAAGGCUCGUAUCGCCGUUUGUAAUCUGAUUUAUCGGAAGGCGCUACGCUUGAAUAGAAAUGCACUAGGCGGCACCACCAUUGGCCAAGUAGUAAAUCUGAUAUCGAAUGAUGUCGGUCGGUUGGACACGUCCAUCAUGCACGUGCACGUAUUAUGGGUGGGCCCAAUAGAGAUUUUUGUUGUGGCCGUGCUUAUGUAUAAAGAGAUCGGGGUAGCCUCACUUUUUGGCGUUGGUGCACUGUGCACCGACGAGCGCAUACGCAUGAUGAACGAAAUCAUUUCGGGAAUACAGGUGAUCAAGAUGUACGCCUGGGAGAAACCUUUUGGUAAGAUGGUACAGUCUUCUCGCCACAAGGAAAUGAAAUCCGUCCGCAAAGUCAACUACAUCAGCGGCAUACUGCAAUCAUUUGCACUGUAUAUGACGCGCCUAUCCGUCUUUGUCAGCUUGGUGGCGUAUGUGCUCCUAGGAAACUUCCUCUCCGCAGAAAAAGCUUUCGUUAUCACUGCCUUUUACAGCAUUUUGCGAAACACCAUGGUUGUGCAAUUUCCAAAGGGUAUUCAAGAAAUCGCUGAAACGCUUGUGUCUAUGAAGCGUAUAGAGAAGUUCCUCUUGUAUGAAGAAUUUGGUGAUAAAGCGGCGAUAAAUGCAAUCGAUUCCACCAUAACUGACAAAAGCGAAGACUCUAAUGGGAAUAUGAAGUUAACACAAUCAGCGCAGGAAUUAACUCACAAAACAGCUGGGAUUGAAAUACGCGAUUUGAAAGCUAAAUGGGAUAAUACUUUGUUGGAAUAUACCCUAAAUGACAUCAAUUUGAAUGUAAAACCACGCACAUUAGUAGCUGUAAUUGGGCCUGUGGGUUCAGGAAAGUCAAGUUUAAUUCAAGCCAUCCUUGGGGAAUUACCCACCGAAUCAGGUUCCAUUACUGUAUACGGUUCCCACUCAUACGCCUCUCAGGAACCAUGGCUUUUCACCGGUACCAUAAGGCAGAACAUACUCUUCGGCUUGCCAAUGGACAAACGUCGCUAUAAGACUGUGGUGCAAAAGUGUGCUUUGGAACGUGACUUUGAACUGCUACCCAACGGUGACAAGACGAUUGCCGGAGAACGUGGCGCCUCACUUUCAGGCGGCCAAAAAGCGCGUAUCAGCUUAGCACGUGCGGUAUAUCGUAAAGCUGAUGUCUACCUAUUGGAUGAUCCACUCAGCGCUGUAGACACACAUGUCGGUCGCCAUCUCUUCGAUCAGUGCAUGCGUGGCUAUCUGCGUGAAAAAAUCAUUAUUUUGGUGACACAUCAGCUGCAAUUCCUAGAGCAAGCAGACCUCAUUGUUAUAAUGGAAAAGGGUAAGAUGAGCGCUGUGGGCACAUAUGAGUCGAUGCAUAGCAGUGGCUUGGAUUUUGCUAAUUUGCUGACGGCACCAGAUACAAAAAAGGAGGCUGAAGUGGAAAGUAACGUUCAGACGACAGUGCUAAGGUCUUCUCAGAAUGAAUUUAAUCGACAAAGUAGUAUUGCCACAAUGAGUUCGAUGAACGAGUCAAUCGCGGAAUCAUUAGUUGAUGAAGCGGACUCUCCGUUGCAAGUGCAAGAAAGACGAGAAAUGGGGAAGAUCGGUUGGGUGCUUUAUAAAAAGUAUUUUGGCGCAAGUAGCGGUUAUGUGCUUUUCUCAAUAACAGCUUUCUUUUGCGUAGCGGCGCAGUUACUGGGGUCCACAGGCGAUUAUUACGUCAAGCUUUGGGUUAAUAAAAACGAACAGGAAUUGACUACAUCAACACAGAGCUUGGAUGGCAGUUUUGCCAAUGAUACAGAUGUAAACCAUACCUCGCUGCGCAGCAAUACGGACCCAGUGGACAUUUACAUAUUUUUUGGAAUCACUUUGGCCAUCAUCUUAUUUGCAAUUGGGCGCAGUUUGCUUUUCAACACAAUAACCAUGCUCUCAUCGACUGAGCUGCACAAUGCAAUGUAUCAGGGCAUUACACGUGCCGCAAUGUACUUCUUCCAUACAAAUCCUUCCGGGCGUAUAUUAAAUCGUUUUUCAAAAGAUCUAGGCCAAGUGGAUGAGUUAUUGCCAUUUGUUAUGAUGGAUGUCAUACAGAAUUUUUUGAGCCUAAUUGGUAUCAUGGUUGUCAUAUCAAUUGUUAACCCAUUGAACUUGUUGAUAACCGCGGUAUUGAUAUUAAUUUUCUUUUCAAUGCGCUCAUUUUAUUUGAAUACCUCCCGUGACGUCAAACGUAUUGAAGCAGUUACUCGAUCGCCAAUUUACUCACAUUUGAGCGCCUCGCUGAAUGGCUUACCGACAAUACGUGCUUUUUGCGCUCAAAAGAUGUUGAUAAGUGAAUUUGAUAAUUACCAAGAUUUGCACAGUUCUGGCUACUAUAUGUUUCUAAUAACAAAUCGUGCAUUUGGCUACUGGCUGGACUGUUUUUGUGCCCUCUACUUAGCGGUUACUACUUUGAGCUUUUUAUUUUCCUCGCCUGACAAUGGUGGUGACGUCGGUUUGGCCAUCACUCAAGCCAUGGGUUUAACCGGCAUGGUGCAGUGGGGAAUGCGACAGUCGGCUGAGCUUGAAAAUUGCAUGACGAGUGUGGAACGUAUAAUAGAAUAUAAAGAGAUUGAGCCUGAGGGGGAUCUCGAAAGCCAGCCUAAAAAAAAACCACCGAAGGCUUGGCCUGAACAAGGCAAAAUAGUGUUUGACGAACUUAGCCUGCGCUAUUUUCCUGAUCCUAAAUCUGAUCGUGUGCUAAGCUUGUUAAGCUUUGAAAUACAACCAUGUGAAAAAAUAGGCAUCGUGGGACGUACGGGAGCAGGCAAAUCUUCGCUCAUAAAUGCCCUUUUUCGACUUUCCUACAAUGAGGGAUCCAUCAUUAUUGAUACGAGAAAUAUUGAGGAAUUGGGUUUGCAUGACCUACGCAGCAAAAUCUCAAUUAUUCCCCAAGAACCGGUGCUAUUCUCGGGCACAAUGCGUUAUAACCUCGAUCCAUUCGACGAAUAUUCCGAUGCCAGAUUGUGGGGUGUUCUUGAAGAGGUUGAACUAAAAAAUGCUGUAACGGAACUACCGAGUGGUUUACAGAGCAAGAUCUCUGAAGGAGGCAGCAAUUUUAGCGUUGGCCAACGUCAGCUAGUUUGUCUGGCGCGCGCUUUAUUGCGUGAGAAUAAAAUUCUGGUGCUUGAUGAGGCGACAGCAAACGUAGAUCCGAAGACGGACGCACUCAUUCAACUGACAAUAAGAAAUAUGUUCAAGAAUUGCACAGUCCUCACUAUCGCUCAUCGCCUGCAUACCGUUAUAGACUCCGAUAAGGUGCUGGUGAUGGAUGCUGGGCGCGCGGUGGAAUUUGGUACACCGUAUGAGCUGCUGACUACAAGCGAAACGAAAGUAUUUUAUGAUAUGGUGAAGCAAACAGGCAACAGCACAUUCGAUAAUCUCCUAACUAUAGCACGAAAGACAUACGAGCAGAGUUCGGGGUUGAAGGAAAAACAGGAAUAAGUAAACCCUAUUUGUGGCUAUGUAUACUAAAAAUCUCUGCCAGGAAUACGUAUUUGUACUUAGUAGAGUUAAAUGUAAUUAUAAUAUUAAAAUAAAGGUUUUCUAAGUAUUAAAAGCUCAAAAGCAAUUGUUAAA